AUGUUGCUCGGGGUACCCAGUUUCAGGCAUCUCGCGUCAGCCGUGACUCUACUUACACUGACGCCCGUCCUUGGUCAUCCCGCCAACCAACAGCAUACCCAUGGCUCGUCACACAAGCCCGCGCUGCUAGAGAACUUUGAUGCCAUAGGCGCCUGGUUUGAAGAUGUAGCAGCCAUCAACGGAACGUCGAUUGCGCGCCGCCCAAAUGUCACAAUCGCAAUCGUCGGGGCCGGCAUCUCUGGUCUCGCAACUGGGCUCAUGCUCGACAGUAUUGGUGUGCAUAGCUGGGAGAUAAUCGAAGCUAGCGAUCGAAUCGGCGGCCGUUUCAGAACGGAAUAUGUCGGUGGCACGCAAGAAUGGGCAGAAAUGGGGCCCAUGAGGUUGCCAUAUUCGGUCAAGUACAGGAGUGAUAACACGACACACGAAUACACAGACCACCGCAUGACCUUCCAGUUGGCAGAGUGGUUGAAUAAACUCAACAAGAAUGACACAAAGUGGAAGGUCGACUUUAUUCCUUGGCUGCAGCACCAUCCCAAUGAGCUUCUUGCCAGAGGAACCGGCCGUCAUCCCGAUGGGAGGAUUCCAACCCGAGGAGACAUCGCGGCGAACCCCAAGCUGGCGACUCCGGCGCCAAUGAACAGCGCCGAGUAUAAUGGCACCAAGAGUGCCAUGAAUGGCAUACUCAAGAAUGAGACGCGCCUGCGUGAGAUCCAGCGCGAUAUCUGGCGGGCACACGAGAAGGCAAUGGAGGAGAAUCUUGACGAUUGGAGCGAGCAAGGGAUGAUGCGGCACCGGUUUCACGCCAGCGAGAACGUCACAGAUGCUAUUGCCACCGACACGGACUAUGAGGUGUUUUGGGACGAGAUGGUGCACAACUCCAACUUGGCACAGGAUGGCGGACGCGGCGCCUUUGGCGAGACGGAGUGGAAGUGUGUCGACGGGGGCUUCAACCGGCUGUCCGACGCCUUUACGCCCCAUGUGCAGGACAGGGUGAUUUUCAACCGCAAGAUCAGAAAGCUGGAGUCUGUCGGCGACGGCAAAGGCGGCCUCCGGACGCGGCUUUCCUGGUAUCCCAGCGCGGCGAACCACACGUACGAAUCCAAGGAGUACGACUACACCAUCAUGACGCUCCCAUUUACCAUGACGCGGCUGAUGGACCUGCCCAAAUUCUCGUCGACUCUCAGGAGGGCCAUGGGCGAGCACGGCCUCCGGUUCAAAUCAGCCUGCAAGGUGGCGCUUCUGUUCAAGGAACGGUUCUGGGAGAAGGGCGAGCGGCCCAUCUUUGGCGGUUACUCUCAACCCGCGAGCGCGGCUAUGGGAGCGCUGUACUAUCCCAGCUAUGGGCUGAACGAGAGCCGUCCGGGGCUUAUUACGCAGUACCGCGGAGGCGACUGGAGCGAUCGGUUCGUCAGCCUUCCGGACGAGGAGUACGUGGGCAUGGUGCUGGAUGCCAUUGUCAGCCUGCACGGCGAAGAGGCACGGCGUCUGUACACGGGCGACUAUGAGAAGCUCUGCUGGCUGCAGGACGAGCACUCGGCGACGUCGUGGUGUCGACCCAAUGUUGAGCAGCAUCGGCUGUACAUUCCGUCGUAUCACCGCACCGAGCACAACACCAUCUUUAUUGGCGAGCACACGGCCCCGACGCACGCGUGGAUUAGCUCGUCGUUGCACUCGGCGGUUCGGGGUUCGGUGCAGCUGUUGCUGGAGCUAGGCAUGGUUGAUGAGGCAAAGAAGCUGAAUAAGGUGUGGAUGGGAAGAUGGAUUCACGGGGCGUGA
This is a messenger RNA of Metarhizium brunneum ARSEF 3297, 1776 nucleotides long. RefSeq names its product L-amino-acid oxidase (gene lox). Gene Ontology annotation, molecular function: L-amino-acid oxidase activity. The record is from RefSeq and is a predicted model, not a curated record. NCBI's taxonomy places the organism in Eukaryota, Fungi, Ascomycota, Sordariomycetes, Hypocreales, Clavicipitaceae. Gene Ontology annotation, biological process: amino acid catabolic process.